Molecule: messenger RNA, 1413 nt
Organism: Sphenostylis stenocarpa
Lineage: Eukaryota; Viridiplantae; Streptophyta; Magnoliopsida; Fabales; Fabaceae
Source: the annotation of a GenBank genome assembly
AUGAAAGAUGUCGAAGAAGGCGUGCAGAAAGGAAUCCUAGAGCCACUGGUGGGGGAACAGGACCACCAGUUGGUCCGUGCAAGCAAAGGGCAUCCAUGGAUGGUUUAUUUUUGUACAUUCGUUGCAGUGUGUGGUUCUUAUGAAUUUGGUGCUUGUGCUGGAUAUUCAUCUCCCACUCAAGAUGCUAUCAAGAAGGAUUUCAGUCUGUCUUUGGCAGAGUACUCCCUGUUUGGUUCAAUCUUGACUUUUGGUGCGAUGGUUGGCGCAAUAACAAGUGGGUCUAUUGCUGAUUUUAUUGGACGAAAAGGGGCAAUGAGAGUGUCAAGUGCUUUCUGUGUCGCGGGGUGGCUUCUUAUUUACUUUUCUGAGGGUACAGUGCCUUUGGACAUUGGGAGGCUAGCAACAGGAUAUGGAAUGGGAGUUUUUUCAUAUGUGGUUCCUAUCUUUAUAGCAGAAAUAGCACCAAAAGAACUUCGAGGGACACUGACUACCUUAAAUCAGUUUAUGAUCACUGCAGCUGUGUCAGUGGCAUUCACCAUUGGAAAUGUACUUUCGUGGAGGGAUUUAGCACUAACUGGCCUGAUUCCCACUUCUAUAUUGCUAUUGGGUCUGUUUUUCAUUCCAGAGUCUCCUAGAUGGCUAGCAAAGAGAGGACGUCAAAAAGAUUUUGAAGCAGCACUGCAAAUACUUCGUGGCAAAGAUGCUGACAUAUCUGAGGAGGCAGAGGAAAUUCAGGAUUACAUAACUACCUUGGAGCAGCUCCCAAAGUCUAGGCUACUGGAAUUGUUUCAUAGAAGAUAUUUGCGCUCAGUCACUAUAGGAAUAGGCCUUAUGGUCUGCCAGCAGUUUGGAGGAAUCAAUGGUAUUUGCUUUUAUACCAGCAGUAUUUUUGCACUAGCAGGAUUUUCUCCCACCAUCGGUACUAUAGCAUAUGCUUGCCUUCAGAUCGUUAUCACGGGUCUUGGAGCUGCCUUAAUAGAUAAAGCUGGGAGGAAGCCCCUACUGCUUUUAUCCGGAUCGGGAUUGGUCGCAGGAUGUACAUUUGCAGCAGUUGCUUUCUAUCUCAAGGUUCACGAAGUAGCUGUUGCAGCUGUCCCAGCACUUGCAGUAACAGGCAUAAUGGUCUACAUAGGAUCAUUUUCAAUAGGAAUGGGAGCUAUUCCAUGGGUUGUGAUGUCCGAGAUUUUUCCAGUCAAUAUUAAAGGGCUAGCUGGAAGUGUGGCCACAUUAACCAACUGGUUUGGUGCAUGGUUAUGUUCCUAUACUUUCAACUUUCUCAUGAGCUGGAGUUCCUAUGGUACCUUCAUUCUUUAUGCAGCAAUUAAUGUAUUGGCUAUAUUAUUUAUCAUUGUUGCGGUGCCAGAAACCAAGGGGAAAAGCUUGGAACAAUUACAAGCAGCCAUUAACUCAUAG